AGCACUGUUUCAUCACUUUGUUCACCUCCGUGAGUAGGCGUGAUGGUGGGAGGGACAGAAAACAGGUACCAGAGGAUUAUUCUUGCACAUAUGAGAGCCUUUACAGGAUUCAGUUUUUUAGAUAAAUUAUGGAGGUAAAAAGGCAGAUAUCCAGUGCAGCAGACUUUCCUUUAAACACCCUGGGGUCCGUAGAGAGACAAACAUCUCGCUGGCGCCUGGACAUGAACCAUUAUGUGACCAAGAAGAGUACAGCCCAGAGCAUGCUCGACAUCUCUCUGCUGAUGGCUAACACCUCUCAGCUAAGGUCUGCACUGCAGGAGGGCCCUGAGUACCGAUUCCAUCUCAUUGCCCUCAUCAUUCUGUCCAUCACACUUCAGGUCAUUGUUGGCCUCCUUCUGAUUUUCACUGUCAAACAUAACCUGAAUGAUGAAAGGAAACAACCUAAACUGAACAUGUUAAACAAUGCAGCUACGGUUUUUGUCUUCAUUACUCUCCUCAUCAAUGUCCUCAUCACUGUACUGGGUUCUGACACUAACUGGAGUUAUUUAAGGAUGGAUGCUGCCAGUCCUCAAAUGGACUCUCCAGGGGAUGAGUAAAUUAUAUUUAUACAUUAAAUGCAUCUGAUUGGAAGGAUGAUAAACAUUCAGACAUUUGAGGAUCAUGAACAUCUGGAAAUGAAUAAAAGGAUCUUAAGAAGCUUACAAAAACAUAAACAUUCAUUUAAAAUGUGAACUUCAGGACAAAGUUUUAAUGUGUGUUAGUUAUUUAGGUUUAGGCACGACGAUGGACAAAGACGAAUUAUAACAUUUUAGACACACUUUUACUUUAUACCAGCCUAAAUUUUUUAACGUUCAACAAUGCUUUAUUAACAAAACAAAAAAAAAAACAAAAAAGAAAAGAAAUAAAA
Molecule: messenger RNA, 907 nt
Organism: Hemibagrus wyckioides
Lineage: Eukaryota; Metazoa; Chordata; Actinopteri; Siluriformes; Bagridae
Exons: 4
Coding region: 129-596 (155 amino acids)
Biological process (GO): tissue regeneration; cell adhesion
Cellular component (GO): membrane
Source: RefSeq, a predicted model, not a curated record